Sturnus vulgaris (Common starling) is the source of this 1394-nucleotide messenger RNA. RefSeq names its product leucine rich repeat containing 18 (gene LRRC18). Gene Ontology annotation, cellular component: cytoplasm. The record is from RefSeq and is a predicted model, not a curated record. NCBI's taxonomy places the organism in Eukaryota, Metazoa, Chordata, Aves, Passeriformes, Sturnidae. Gene Ontology annotation, molecular function: protein binding.
AUCAGGAGAGAGAUGCCACCCAAGGGAAAAGGUCCACAAGGGAAAAGGAUCACCUUGAAAGUGGCCAAAAAUGCAGUCCGGGUACUUUUUAAUGGAAGGCGCCGUCUUGAGUUAAGCAAAAUGGGCAUUACCACCUUCCCCAAGUGCCUCCUGGAGCUGGCUGAUGUGGAGGAAAUUGAUCUGAGCAGAAACAUGUUAAGAAAGAUUCCAAACAUCAUUGAGAAGUUCCAGAAUCUGGUGUGGCUGGACCUGCACAGUAAUCAGAUUGAGGAGCUGCCAGCAGAAAUAGGCACACUUCAGAACCUUACUUUCCUGAAUUUAUGCAACAACAAGCUGACCACAAAAGGUCUACCAGAACAGCUGACCCAGCUCAGGAACCUGCGUACUCUCAACCUUGGCUUGAACUGUCUUGAGACUAUUCCCACCACUCUCGGGUCUCUGAGGGAACUUGUUGAGCUAGGUCUCUUUGACAACUCCUUGACCAUCAUCCCAAAGAGUGUGAAAAAGCUCCCCAAGAUUGAGAGAAUGAAUGUAAAAAGAAACCCUUUACCAGAAUUUGCAAAGGAAGAGGAGCCAAUUGACACCGUUAAACGCAUAGAAUCACUUUACUUAGUAGAAAAGAAAGACCUGUGCAGCACCUGCCUGCAGAUGUGUCAGGGUGAGAGGGAUGAGCUGCACAAGUUAGAAGACAUGACACCUGGCCCCUCAGAUAAGCCAAAUUUCACUUCACUCACUACACCCAAUUCCACUGCAAGGGAUAACCAAGAAGAAUGGAGAAUAAAAGAAGAAGAAGAUGACAAUCCUGAAAAUAUACCAAGACACUCUACAGACCAUAUUCCAGGAAGUCCAGCCCAAUAAAAUACAAAUAAAAAGCUGACCUCCCUCCUCCUCCAUUUUCGUGCAGUUCUGCUUCUUUAAAGAUCAGCUUCAUUUUAGAAGCAGAUCUCUGUGGUGUCUAAAAUGAAAACCAGAACAACUAAACCAGAUAUGUAUUUACAUCUGGGCCUGUCCCUACAAACUGUUCUCCAUGUUUGGGCUUUUUGGAGUUUUUUGUGUGCGCAGCGUCCGGUGAAGGGAUCUUUUAAAAAAUAGGAUUUUCUAGUAAAUCCAUUCCCACCACUAAGCCCCAAAUAUUAUUUCUGUUCAUUUUCAUAGGGUGAGACACAGUUGAACUAGUCUCAGGAAUUACCAUUUGGAGGAAAAGGCAAAGACCUGGGAACCUUCUGCUGCUGGUGGCUGCCACCAAGCUCUCAGAGUGUCAAACAGGCACUGGCAGUGUAGGAACUGCAAGCCUUUUCCAAUUCAGCAGAGACAGCAAACAAGUGUUAUGCACAGGAGUAACUAAGCAGUGCAAACACAGUGCUUAGAGAUAGAUGACCAGUGAUCCUGCUUGC